GAGGAGGAGGGUGGAAGACAGGCAGCAGUGACUGUGUGUGUGAGAGUGAGUGUGUGUUCACUUUGUAGUUUCCUCUCUCUGACACUACCAAACAUUUGCUGCGCAGGGCUGAGGGACUACAGCUAACUCACCGCCGUCACUCCACUCGAGACUUGCUUCCUCCUUCUUCAUCAGCCUUCUUCUGUGUUUGCUGUAUAUUUGUCAGCAGAGCCCACUGCAAUUACAAUUCCCAUUGCAUGCCCAGUUUGUCUAAGAGGAUGAAGGGGAGGAAUCCUGGCGCUUUGUGCGGUUUUUAGCAGCAGAAGAAUCAGACCCACUGGCAGCCUCUCCAGCUCCUGUUUGACACCUCUGUCUGUCAAGGAGCUCACCAUGAGUUAGAGGGCAUCGGCGAGCCUUGCCAAAGCGGCCUUCCUCAGCAUCUGGAGACAGCAGCAUCAUUCGCCCUGCUUCAUGAGCCAGCAGGAUGCGGCUGAGGUCCUCGCACUCUCCGAGCGCCUCCUCAUAGCGUCACACAAGGGACAGGCCGACAAUGUGGUCCAGCUUAUCAACAAGGGUGCAAAAGUAGCUGUCACCAAGUAUGGCAGAGGCCCGCUGCACUUGGCUGCCUAUAAAGGCCACAUCGAGGUCGUGCGUAUCCUGCUCAAAGCUGGAUGCGACCUGGACAUCCAAGACGACGGGGAGCAGACGGCGUUACAUCGGGCUGCCGUGGUGGGAAACAGUGACGUCAUCAGCGCUCUCAUCCAGGAAGGGUGUGCACUGGACCGACAGGACAAGGAUGGAAACACUGCUCUCCAUGAAGUGUCCUGGCACGGCUUCAGCCAGUCGGUCAAACUGCUGGUGAAAGCUGGAGCCAACGUUCAUGCAAAAAACAAGGCAGGGAACACAGCUCUCCACCUUGCGUGUCAGAAUGGUCACGCUCAGAGUUCCAAGGUUCUGCUCCUGGGAGGCUCCAGGCCGGACAGCAAGAACCUGUUGGGGGAUACGUGUCUGCAUGUGGCAGCCCGCUACAACCACAUAUCAAUGAUCCGCAUCCUCCUGGGAGCAUUUUGCUCAGUUUCAGAGAAGAACCUGGCUGGGGACACUCCGCUACAUGUGGCAGCUGCUUUGAAUCAUAAGAAAACAGUACGUCUGCUGCUGGAGGCGGGAGGAGACAGCCGCAUCUGCAACAAUGCUGGUGAAACAGCUUUGGAUAAGGCCAGAGAACAUAACAACCCAGAAGUGGCUCUUCUCCUGACCAGAGCUCCACAGGUGCAGAGCUUUGUGCGUGGCAGGAGUGCGAGGAAGAGGAGAGAAAAGCUGAAGGCAGAGGGCAGAGCUCAGUCGGUGCCCAGGGAUGAGAUGCUUCACUGUAAGGACAGUGCUUCAGCUGCAGAUGACACCCAGAGCAGUGACCGGGCUGCCUGCAAACACACUGAGGUGACUGAAACUAACACCAGGAGGGGCAAGAACAGGAAGCAGAAGGAAAAGCCGUUUCUGUCUGACCCUCUUCGCCGCAGAGAGACCAGGCCCAGUGAAGCCUUUCAUAGAAGGAAGGGUAAACUGCGAGGAGUCUCCCCUCAUGCAGCCAUCCCACCACAAAACUUUAAAGCCUAUCAGCUUUACACACUGUACCGCGGAAAGGAUGGCAAGAUCAUGCAGGCUCCUCUGAAUGGCUGCCGCUGUGAACCUCUCAUCACUAAACUGGAGAACCAGCUGGAGGCCACUAAAGAGGAGAUGAAGACUGAGAUCAACACGGUCCAAGACCUGAUGAACACCAAGAUGGGCCAGCUGGACCGCAAGAACAAGCACCAGAUCUGUGCUCUUGAUCAGAUGACAGUGGAGCGCGUGUCGGCAGAGAGGAGCGAGUGUCUGCAGAGGAUGGAGCAGCGGGCCCUGCAGGAGCGACUGGAGGCGGAGAAGAGACAGCAGGCGUCUCUGAUCAGUGACUUGAAGAGCUGGUGUCUGUCCAAACUGCAGAACAUGGAGGUUCUCUUCACAGGAGACCCCAGAAGGACCAAGCCGCGGCGCUCCUCCUCCAUGAGCGAGGGCCUGGACGAAGCAGAGGGACCUGAGCUCACUGAGCUGCCUGCUGGAGAUGAAGGCUUCUCCCAUUUUCCAGAGCUGCACAGCAGCCCCACACUCCGGGAGGUCGACCGCAGGGAUCCCAGUGUGACAGAGGGCGGAUCAGCCAGCCACUACUUUGUGGUUCAUAUGGAGAGCUCCCCAGAUGGUGAUAAGACACGUAAGGCUGAAGCCGCCUCUCCUACAGCAGCCAAGAAGCUGCUCUCAUCUGUGCAGGUGGUCAGGCCGAAGGAGCGCUCAGUGAUCUGUGCUGACACCCAGAGGAAGAACAAGGACCUGUUGGACGUGGAUGUAGUGGAGUACGGUGCCAUCGGGGGCACAGUCCACAGGGCAAGCAGUCUGUCCCCGGCCACAGGGCGGCGCUGCAGGACUGACGCUGUGCUCAGGGACAGGGAGCGAGGCCGCGACAGAGGGAAGCUGCGCAAAAAGCAUUCCCAGGGAAGGACUAAUUCCAGCGGGGCCACGGGGACCAAGGUCCUGGAGGUCUUCGGGGAGCAGCCCAGCGAGCCCUCCUUUGCUCAGGAGAAGGACAACAUGCACGCCCUUGAGGUGACGCAGUACUUCUUCGAGGCGGUGUCGACGCAGAUGGAGCGCUGGUACGAGAGGAAGGUGCAGGAGGCUGGCUGGCAGGCCACUCAGAGGGCAGAGGCCGACAGGGCCGCCCUGGUCGAGAGGAUCUCUUACCUGGAGGACGAGCUGCGCAUGCUGAGGACUGACAAACACGACGGGUGCUGACGAUCACCUGUCACCAUGACACUGAACAGACACUACAUGUGGUUGGGCUGGAUUUCAGCCUCUUGCAGCAGCAGAGAUUUAGGACACAAAUCUGAACUGUCAAGUUUUCUCCUUGCAAAACUGAGAUGAGUCACGAUAUCCAGCACUGAGAGAGUUCACGUUCACAACCAGUGCUGUAAAUCACGUCCCCCUGGAAUCCAGUCUACCCAUUUUUACAUGAACUAUAAGUGUUCCACGUAGAAAACCCUCUCAUGCUGGUUUUCAUGGCAGCAGAGGCCUGGUAUGCUGCGAUGUGUAUGAACAGUUCUUUAGAAACAGGGGCAGCUCUUGUGCACUGUGUUGUAAAUAAACCAGUAAAUGUAAAGCUAGUUGUCAAAACGUUGAACUAAUGUGCCAUUUGUAGAAUAGAUACAUGAUGAACACAGACAUCUUCAUGCAUUUGCCCGACCACAGACUAAAUACUGAGUCAUGUGACUCCACAUUAUCAUGAGCCGUGAUCGGUGUGCGCACGGUGGUAUCAUUAGAUCACAGUGACAGCCGUCUGCAUCACAGUGGAAUAAGCUUUUUGUUGGUGUCUAUUUACUGGAAUCAGUCUUGUGACUUUAAAAGAAUGACCCACUGUUUAUUUAUGAGAAUGUAGUUGAAGUGACACUGUACAUAAUGAAGGUUUGUUUUUAACUGCAUCGAUCCCUGAUUCUGCUGCAUGGUGAUUUGUGUGGAGGCUGGAGUGUGACAAUUGAAGAAUGUGACUUUUACAGUGUUAAAUACAAUUUCUAAAAAAAAUAUUAAAUCGUAAACCGAUAAGAUAUAAAUAUUCAUCUGAAUGAAACAUUAAAAUGUUAGUUGAAACAUACAUUUUUCAUAAUUAAAUGAUUAAUCAAUAUAUUUAUUGCAUUUUCAAACUGAAUUGGUUAUUCGACAUUUCUAUUUCAAUAUACAUGUAUAACAAUGUUUCCCUGAGUCAAACUCAAAUAUUAAAUAGAAUAAUUUAAAUUUGUGUGUCUGACACUUGAUCUGUUCUGUUUAAAUAAACAUGGACAUUUUAUCUAUCUGCCCCUCACAAGUUUGCACCUUUGUUUUAGUUAUGAACAAAAUAUAUACAUUACUUUAGGAGUCUGUAUUUAGAAGAAGGGACGAUUUUGAUUCUAACUAAAAACUGUAAAAGUGUAUUAAUAAUCAGGUGUCACAGUGAACUCCAACUCCACCUGUGAACUACCUUAAAUUCAAGCUCAAAACUUGCUUUCACAUAAAAAAAGACAUCAAUCCUGCUGCCACCCACACUGUCGCCAUUCAACAGCUCAACUGUGUCCUAGAUAGUAGAAAGAUAUUUAACUCUAAGUGUCUUAGUAAAGAGUGAGCGGGGAACAAAGUGUUAAAUCCACUGAAAUGGGCAGUCAAAGGAAAAAAGAAAAAUCAUUUAUGACACAAACACUAAGAAACAUUGAAACCUGCCUGGAGAGCUUAACAUCAAGCUGUUCUCAUCCUGUAACUACCUAUAAUCGUUCCUCCCAGAAUCCCCUCUGCCCUGCCAAUCAUGUUUCCCUUUAAAGCACAAUCCUGACGCUGAACUUGGUCCGAACCUGUUGCAUGAAGAAUGCUCCCAGUUGUGUUGCAGUAUUACUGUCUGCUGUACAUUUGAUGUAGUGACUGUUUUUAUAUGACCUCGAUGCACUCUGUAUGAUGAAGCCAGAAAAACAUAUUUUGUAUUAAAAAUAAAAAGUUUGUUCUUAAUCUGC
This is a messenger RNA of Pleuronectes platessa (European plaice), 4532 nucleotides long. RefSeq names its product ankyrin repeat domain 6b (gene ankrd6b). Gene Ontology annotation, molecular function: protein binding. NCBI's taxonomy places the organism in Eukaryota, Metazoa, Chordata, Actinopteri, Pleuronectiformes, Pleuronectidae. The record is from RefSeq and is a predicted model, not a curated record. The transcript has 17 exons. Bases 451 to 2796 code for a protein of 781 amino acids.